Molecule: messenger RNA, 2124 nt
Organism: Papaver somniferum (opium poppy)
Lineage: Eukaryota; Viridiplantae; Streptophyta; Magnoliopsida; Ranunculales; Papaveraceae
Product: MDIS1-interacting receptor like kinase 2-like
Exons: 3
Coding region: 1-2124 (707 amino acids)
Biological process (GO): protein phosphorylation
Molecular function (GO): protein kinase activity; protein binding; ATP binding
Source: RefSeq, a predicted model, not a curated record
AUGUCGUUAGUAGCUAUGUUGGCAUUACUGUUAGUUUUAUUUCACAAUGUUGAUGUUUUUGCUUUCAAUUCUUCAUCUUUAACUUACGAAGAACAGUCACAAAUAACAGUGGAAGUAAAAUCUCUUCUAACAUGGAAAUCAAACCUUGUUAGUCGAACCCAAUCUCCACUCGAUUCUUGGAAGAGAGGUUCUACUUCUAGUCCAUGCAAGUGGUAUGGGUUCACUUGUAACAACAAGAGAAGUGUCACGAAACUAAGUUUAUCAGGUUUACGAUUACAAGGUACGCUUGAUAGUUUCAACUUUUCAUCAUUUGCCAACUUGGUUAGCAACAAUACUCUCUCUGGGCUCAUUCCCUCUAAAAUUGGUAAUCUUUCAAAACUGACUGAACUUAAUCUUUCCAUGAAUUAUUUUACCGGUCAUAUUCCAGUAGAAAUUUGUGUUCUUACGAAUCUGCAAACUUUACGCAUUUCUGAGAAUCAAAUUAGUGGGUCCAUCCCUCAGGAAAUAGGCAAUUUGCAUUUACUCACUGGUCUAGGAUUUUAUACAAAUAAUCUUACUGGUCCAGUUCCUACUUCUAUAUACAAUCUGACCAACUUGAUCAUAUUCUCACUUUACGAUAAUAGCCUUUCUGGUAUCAUUCCUCAGGAAAUGGGAAGGUUAGCAGCGUCUUUAAUAUUUUUGGUAUUGUCCGGUAAUCAUCUCAGUGGUUCAGUCCCAACUUCUAUAUGUAAUUUGACUAACCUAAUAGUUAUAGAUAUUAAAAAUAAUCAAUUAUCUGGUACCAUUCCUCGAGAAAUUGGAAAACUAACGCCUCUGACGACAAUUGAUAUGUACGGUAAUAAUUUUAUUGGUUCAAUCCCCAUUUCUCCAUGUAAUCUGAGUAGUCUGAAAGGUGUAUACCUGUUCCAAAAUCAACUUUCUGGUGCUAUCCCUAGAGAAAUCGGAAGACUGAAGUAUCUUGUUGACCUCGAUGUGUCUAGAAACAAUCUCAGUGGUCCAAUUCCUACUUCUGUAUGCAACUUCAGUAACAUUCAUAGGCUAGUCCUUUAUAAAAAUCAACUUUCUGGUCCAAUUCCUCGAGAUAUAGGAAGACUUGGGUCUACUAUAAUUCGCUUAACUUUGAGCAGAAAUAAUCUUAACGGUCCAAUUCCUUUUUCUUUGUUCAACCUCAGCAAAUUAAAUGGCCUAGUCCUCCAUUCUAAUCAACUUUCUGGUUCUAUUCCUCCAGAAUUAGGAACGCUAAAAUAUCUUAUAGUCAUUUCACUGUCGGAAAAUAAUCUUGUUGGUCCAAUCCCCACUUCUAUAUGUUCAGAAAAACUUGAUCUUAAAUCUUUCGAAAGCGAAGUUCAUGCACUGACAGAAAUUCCGCAUAGAAAUAUUGUAAAACUUUUUGGUUUCUGUUCUAGUUUAGAGCGGCGAAUUUCAUUUUUGGUUUAUGAGUUCGUGGAAAGAGGGAGUUUGAAAAGUGUUUUGAGUGAUGGGGAACGAGCAGUGGAGUUCGAUUGGAUAAAGAGGAUAAGAUUUAUUCGUGGAAUAGCUAAUGCACUUGCUUACAUGCACCAUGAUUUCGUACCGGCAUUAAUCCACAGGGACAUAUCUAGCAACAACGUUUUGUUGGAUAUUGAAUACGAAGUUCUCGUUUCUGAUUUUGGUGCUGCUAGGAUUCUAAAGCCAGAUUCAUCCAAUUGGACUUCGCUUGCAGGAACCUACGGAUAUAUUGCUACAGAGCUCGCUUAUACAAUGAAGGUAACUGAGAAGUGUGACGUUUAUAGCUUUGGUGUAGUCAUGUUAGAAGUACUGAUGGGCAGACAUCCGUCUGAAAUCAUCACAUCACUAUCUAAUGUUCUUCUUCCGUCAUCGUCUUCGACUAUCAAUACUGUGGAGCAUAAAAUAAGGCUGAAAGACAUCUUGGACAGGUGCAUUGGAGAGCCAACGGACGUUGUAAAGAAAGAAAUAAUGUACUUUGUGAAGGUUGGAUUUUCAUGUUUACGUGGUGAUCCACGUACUCGACCAACUAUGCAAGAAGUAUCGAUGGAGCUAUCUUUAAUAUCAACUUCGAGUAGGCCAUCUUUUGCGAAGUCCUUUGAAACGAUUGCACUAGAAGACCUAUUGAUAACUUCCUAA